AUGCCACCUUCCAAGUGGGGAGGAGGAGGACAGUGUCUCGCCUCCCCCGUUGCCCCUCGCCGCAGAUUCGAUGACGAAGAAGAAGAAGAUGUCCUUGACUCCUGGGACGCCGCCGAAGACUCCGAAGUAGAACGCGAGAAGGCGAAGAAGGCGGCCGAGGCCGAGGCCGCGAAGAAGGCUGCCGCUGCUGCCAAUAAGAAGACCAAGGCUCAGCGGAUAGAAGAGCACCGUGAGCAGCGGAGGCAGGACGCCGAAGACUCUGAUGAUUUCGACGCCGACGAGACGGAGGCUGAGCGCCGUGAGCGCCUGCGCCGCACUGAGAAGGAGGCCGACCUGCAGCACGCUUCCGAUCUGAUUGGCGACAUCGACUUGAACCGCAACCGUGGUGCCCCCAAGGCUAUCGUUGUUACCGACUCCAAGGACCCUACCAACUCUAUCGAUCUGUCUGCCAUGCCCUUGUUCAACCCCACCACUAAGGAUCAGUUCAACCGCCUGAGCGAUGUUCUCAUUCCUCUGCUUACCAUGCAGUCGAAGAAGCCCCACUACGCUCUCUGGGCCCAGGACUUCACCCGCAGACUUGUCAAGGAACUCCCCAGCACCGAGAUCAAGAAGAUUGCCAGCGCUCUGACCACCGCUAGCAACGAGAAGAUGCGAGAGGAGCGUGCGGCUGACAAGGGCAACAAGAAGACCAAGGCUGCUAAGACCAAGAUCUCCCUGAACGCCAACCGCGAUAACCAGAUCGACAACAAUAACUAUGAGAACGAUGACGGUCUUGGUGAUGAUGACUUUAUGUAA
Molecule: messenger RNA, 795 nt
Organism: Penicillium maclennaniae
Lineage: Eukaryota; Fungi; Ascomycota; Eurotiomycetes; Eurotiales; Aspergillaceae
Product: eukaryotic translation initiation factor 3 subunit J
Exons: 3
Coding region: 1-795 (264 amino acids)
Cellular component (GO): eukaryotic translation initiation factor 3 complex; cytoplasm
Molecular function (GO): translation initiation factor activity
Source: RefSeq, a predicted model, not a curated record